AUGUCCGAGCAAUCGAGCAGAAAGAAGGUGAUGGUUGCGUCUCCGUCGUGUGGGUUAUUGUCUUUGCCAGAUGAGGUGGUUAUAAACUGCUUGGCCCGCGUCUCAAGAUUGGGGCAGGCGGCCUUAUCUGUGGUCUCAAAGAGCUACCGCUCAGUGGUGGUUUCGCCUGAGUUGUACGAGACGCGAUCUCGAAUGGGUUUGAGCGAGGAGUGCGUCUAUGUAUUCUUAGACACUCCUCUUGACACAAACCCGCGCUGGUUCAUCCUCCGGCGAGGAAAAGAGGAGUCUUUUUCGAAUAAUCGGCUGAUCCCGAUCCCUUCGUUCCCAACUCCGCCAGCAGCCUCCUUUGUCCCCUUUGGAUGGGGAAUCUAUGUAAUUGGUGGAAUGAUAGACGCCGUGCAUACAUCGCGUGUCUCGUUCCUGGAUUGUCGGACUCACAAGUGGAGCCACGUCCCCUCCAUGGGAGUUGCUCGCGCUUACGCCAAGGCGGGCGUCUUAGACGGUAAGAUAUACGUGAUGGGAGGCUGUGAAGACAAAGAUCCCUCAAAUUGGGCAGAGUUUUUCGACCCAAAGAUGCAAACUUGGAGUAGACUGUUUAUCCCUGUUCCGGUUAUGGACCAGGGGAUUUCCAAGGUGAUUCGGCGGGAUUGUUGGUCCUUCAACUUUUUGACUGUACAAGGUAUGUGGAAUCAUUUAAACACAAGAGAUGCUUGCGUGGUAGACAAAUUGUUAUACUGUUGCGAUAUCUUCGGAAGAAUAACGUGGUGUGACCCUUGGAGUGGGGUGAAGAAAGGGAGGAUGGAGUGGAACAAGGUGUACGGUUUGGAUGCUCUGCAAGGGUCUUUCCACUGGAAGUCCAGAUCCAUCUCUUUCGGUGGGGAGAUGGCGGAUGUAUGGCAUUGCCAUAUGCUCAAGUGUGGUUACACAAACGGCCUCCAAGGCUUACUUCCGGGGUUCAAGCUCACCAAAUCCGGUGGCAACAUUGUCAUCUUCUGGGACCUGCUCGUCGAGGAGACGUUGCAGAUUUGGUGUGCUGAGAUUUCAUUGGAGAGGCGCGACGGAGGCCAAAUUUGGGGGACCUUCCAGUCGUCCGAUGUUGUCCUAACUAUUGACCCUCCCCUCAAUUGCUUUCAAGUUUUAUAUUCUGUUAAUGUUAAUGUUUGA
Molecule: messenger RNA, 1164 nt
Organism: Arabis nemorensis
Lineage: Eukaryota; Viridiplantae; Streptophyta; Magnoliopsida; Brassicales; Brassicaceae
Source: the annotation of a GenBank genome assembly